Messenger RNA from Cetraspora pellucida, 345 nucleotides. The record is from the annotation of a GenBank genome assembly. Lineage: Eukaryota; Fungi; Glomeromycota; Glomeromycetes; Diversisporales; Gigasporaceae.
AUGCAAUAUAAAUUAUUAAAUAUUUUUAAAUCAUUUAUUUAUAAUAUUCAAAAUAAGAUAAACAAACUAGUUUUAAAAAAUUUAAUUAAUGUUAAUUAUUUUAUUGUUAUCAAACAUAAAGAACAGUCUUCAAAAAGAUUAAAGAUAAAUAUUAAAAAAAGUUUAUAUAAAAGAAAAAAAGUUUUAUUAAAUAGUAUAAAUAUUAAUAUAAUUGAAAAUAAUACUUCAAAUAGUAUAAAAAACUUAAUAAAUAAUACAAAAAAUCAAAAAUAUAAAAAAAGUAUAAGCAAUAUAAGCAUUAUACAAAAACAUAUUAAAAUAUUAUUUAGAGUUAUUAUAGUAUAA